This is a messenger RNA of Girardinichthys multiradiatus, 3547 nucleotides long. RefSeq names its product transmembrane protein 266-like. Gene Ontology annotation, molecular function: voltage-gated channel activity. The transcript is spliced from 11 exons. The record is from RefSeq and is a predicted model, not a curated record. Lineage: Eukaryota; Metazoa; Chordata; Actinopteri; Cyprinodontiformes; Goodeidae. Gene Ontology annotation, cellular component: plasma membrane. The coding region runs from base 955 to 2595 and encodes 546 amino acids.
CAAAUUGUUAAGCCAAUUGCUGUACAGGCAGUUUAUAUUCCCAUAGUACCUUUAUUUUGGGACACCAGAAAAAGAAAAAAAAAACAGCUCAUGACACCGAGAGGAGUGACCAUUUAGGCGUAACGCUAAUAAAAUCAUCUGUGGCAACGAUCCGAUUCUAAAUUGGCCUCAACUGGGAAACUGAACACCUUUACUUGCUGAUUUUUCUUCUCCCUCUGAUGCACACAGAUCCACCCCACGGCUAAUAUUUUUACUGCUCUCUUCUGACCGGAUCGAUGCAAAUGUCACACGAUUUACAGGCUACUGCCAGACUUUGGCACGAAAACGUCAAUGUUUUGGCCACCUUCGCGUGAAAUUUGCGGUGUGCCGUCCUCCCGCUGCUCCGAAGCCGUUUGGCUGAGAGAGCCGAGCCUCCGUCAGGCUCUUUUCAGCACCUGGACAGCUCCCCUCUCGUAGGGGAAGCCCUCGGCUGGAGGGCGCAACCUGGACCCCUAACUCAGCUCGUCUUAUCCGGGGAGGAAGGGCCGUUGGUUCGAUCUUGAUGUGAAUGUACUUAAGAACAGCUAAUAUGGCUCUUGCCGAGUGACGAUGCUUCAAGCAUUCGAGCUGCAGCCUCUGUUUGGUUUUGCACCGAAAUCCGCGCAGCGCAGAGGAGCAGCGAAAGCAGCGGCGGUGCUUGUCCAGUGCAAAAGGAUUGCUCCAGCCUACACACACUGCUCCCCUGCUGCUGCUUCACUCACUGUGAUCACCACCGAGGGAGACAUUACUUUCUGCAGGGGAGCAACGGGAGGCACAAUUACGCAUCAACAAUGUAAAUCUCUCAUAGGUUCAACAUGAAAGCAGGAUCUCUCAGGUUGAAAGGUGAACUGCAGCUCUAAAACAGGCAGAAGUGAAUAGAGAUCGCGUGGAGAGACCCCACCACCUCAUCGCUUCCCUUCUCCAUCACCCAUCAUUAUGGCCAAUGCUGAAGAAGUGGAACAGGCAGGUCUGUCAGACUUGGAGAUCAUCUCCCAGCCGGUGGAGGAUGAGAACCAGCGCCUGGCUCCUCCAGUCCAGCUGGUCAGCUUUGGCUACAGAGAUCUGCCCCUCGCAGCUCUGGACCUCUCACUGGCCGGCUCGCAGCUGCUCUCCAACGCAGACGAAGAAGAAAACAGGGAAGGGUCCAACUGGCUGAAGCCUUGCUGUGGGCGUCGAGUAGCUCUGUGGCAGGUCUGCCUGCUCAGUGCUGGCUUCAACUGUGUGCUGGUGGCCUGCGUUAUUCUGGUGGUGCUUUUUCUGUCUUUGGAGUUGCUCAUAGACACCAAACUAUUACAAUUUUCCAGUGCGUUCCAAUUUGCCACCAUUAUCCACUGGAUCAGCCUCAUCAUCCUGUCACUUUUUUUUUCAGAGACUGUCUUUAGAAUUGUAGUGCUCGGGAUCUGGGAUUACAUCGAAAACAAAGUGGAAGUGUUUGAUGGUGCUGUCAUCGUGCUGUCUCUGGCCCCAAUGGUGGCCUCCACAGUCGCCAACGGGCCCAGCAGCCCCUGGGACGCCAUCAGCCUCAUCAUCACACUGCGCAUUUGGAGGGUCAAGAGGAUCAUUGAUGCGUAUGUCCUGCAAGUCAAAGUUGAGAUGGAGCUGGAGAUCCAGCAGUGUGAGAAAACGAAGGCUGUGAGGGAAGAGCAGCUUGAGCGUCUCACUCAGAUCUGUCAGGAGCAGGCCUUUGAAAUCCGCCAGCUGCGGGCACAUCUGGCACAGCAGGACCUGGACCUCGCAGCAGAGCGUGAAGCAGCUAUGCAGAUCCACCACGCGUGGGGCAAACAGGGCAGGAGCUUUCAGGUCGUGGAAGGUUUGACACCUGGGGAGUCCGACGACGAGGGCGGGCAGAGAAACCCCAGGGAGCCACACACUAAUACAGAUGCAGUGGUGCGCGAUGACAUGAACAACUACAUUAGCCAAUAUUACAAUGAAGCCAACAAUGAUACUGGAGCAUCUGGUUUAGGGGCACGGGUCAUCACCAUGGCAGCCAUUGAUGUCCACCUCCCUAACAGCACCAACUCCAUCCAGUCAAAUCCGAAGCUUGCCAUAGAGCGUGUUGGCAGCACUGUAAGCAACGCCUCCACCAGCAUAUCGCAGUCCAGUGGCAGCCUGACGGUCCACCCUCACAGUCUGAGCAGCCACACCCCGGGUUCAUCCAUGGCAGACUGUAGCAGCAGCACAGCUCAGGACGUCAGCCUAAGCUCGCAUUGCUGCUGCCCUCCUUCCUUCUCAGGCCAGGACCCCUGCAGGGACCCUAGUGCUGUGGUGCAGGAGCUGCUCUCCUCCCUCUCAGAAGACUCUUGCCUCGCUCAGAAGGGUCUGGCAGUAGACCCCGUCAACCUUAAGCUUCCCAGCCCCACUGGCUCGGAAAAUUGCAGCCCAGAAAUGGACAAAAGAAUAAAUCUGUUCAAUUGCAAGAACCAGGAGGACAGGCGAGGCCGGGGAAGAGGGUGUGUUCUGAUGCAGACGAAGCCCCUAAUCCACCUGCAGGGCAGCACCACUGAGCCGUCUCUGGAGGAGAAAUACAGGCUUCUAGGCCCAGCUGACUCGCCUCUGGGGCACAUGCCUGACACAUAAGCUACAUUUACAGAAACAGAAGCUUUUCAUUUACUUUUUACUGCCAUUCUGUUUGCUAUAUGUCUAAUCUUUUGUGACAGGUUGCUUCUCUUGACAGGAACCACAUUAGGAUCAAAAAUUGGGUUUUAUCUGUUGCUUUUUAAAGCCAUUGUCAGUUCAUUCUAACUAAGCUUGUCACAGCUUCCAGCUAAGACUUUUGUUCCUCCAAAAUAGAAAACAGAAUAAAAACAUUUGUAGUCAAGGCCCUUUGUAAAUCUAUUCAGUCUUAUUGGUUUUCUUUUAAUGGGUUUUUGAAAUGAUAAAAAAAUACCCAGGUAUAGCACAACAAAGACUAAAAUAGGAUGUGUUCUCAGACACAUUCAUCAUCAGGAAUUCUCACUUUGCAGACGUCAGAAAUGCACUGAACUUCACAAAAAUUAAAACCAGCCAAGGGCCACUCAAGCCUAUAUUGAACAAAAAAUUGUUGAACAAAUUUCCAGCAGUUGAAUAAGUGUUUUAUAUUGCUUUUCUAUUUAAUUUUUGGUUUCUUUUUUUUGUACUAUUACCUACAAAUGUUGCUCAUGCUAUUGUCCGUCCUAACAGCUACAGGGUAUACAAGACAAGACGGACUAUUCAAAGAGCCUGUUUUUUUUUUUUUUUACCUUUGCCUUUCCAGUUUUAAUUUGUUUGAUCUUUUAAAACAAUGGACCACAAAUGAAAACUGGCUCAAUUGCAUUUUUGACCUUGCAGAAAUCUUAGCAAGGGGAACAAAAUGAAAAGUUACCAGAAUGGUCUCUUCACAUCAAACUAGACCAGAGUGCUUGUAGCAUGAACCUUUAAAUGAUACAUGACAAAAAUGGCGAUCAAAUUCUUUGCACUUUAAUGUUUACUGACACUUUUGUAAAGUUGUUGCCAAUUGCAGGUGAUGUUCUUUGAAGGAAAACAGCAAAAAUAAAAGUUCUUAUUUCCUUAA